AUGGAAGCCCCAUACCCAAUGGCUGGGCAACAGAUUCAAUUCUACCAAUACCGGCCAGACUCGGACGCACGACAUAACGCUGUGUUCACGCCCAUGCCUGGCGAGCAACCAGUCUUCAGCCCCAUGGCCGGAUAUCCUCAUCCUCAAUUUGUGCCCGCCCAGUAUUGGCAAGCACCUCACCCUCAUUUCACGCAUGCCCAUAUCAUGUCACAGCAGAUGAUGCACCACGCGCGGCCCUCGCCGCCUCUGACACUGGCCAUGCCCAUGCCCAAGAUGAUGCUUGAGAGCCAUGGCCAGCUGGAGCACGGAAGGUAUCUGGAGAGCAGGCACUCUUCACCACCAACUCCGUGCUUGUCAGCGUGCCCCAGCACGGCGAGCAGCCCACCGGCCAGCAGCGUGCACCAGACGCCCGUGCACGGACCUGGCUACUUCAACCUGCCCAUUGAGGCCUCCAAGGAGGAGUACCAUCCGCUGCAGUACUUGGACGAGUGGUCGGAGAACGGACAAGUUCACGUUUUCCCGCAUCCCGGCGAUGCCAAGCUCGUGCCCACCAACUCCUUCUCCAGCGGCUGCACUUCGCCUUCAUUCACCCCUGCAACUCCCCAAUCUCAGGUUUCGCCUGCAGCUGCGUACCCCGUCGCUGAAUUUGUCAACCUGCGAGAACUGACGUCGACCUCGUCGUUUGAGCCUGUGCUGUCGGCCCCCGUCCAGAGCUUCCCGCCUCUGCCUACGCUGUCGGCCGAAGACGAGGAGCCCAAGUUUGCCCUUGCCAGCGCUUUCCCAGUGACACCCGAGCAUGACACAGCCGACCCCUUCACCCUCUCUGAGAAUCCUACCUUUGAGUCGUCGUUCUGCACCGAGCUCGACUCGGAAGACGACUUUGGAUUCGUAAACUUCACCGAGGCUGAGAUUGCUUACAACGGCGACAAGCGACAAAAGCUGUCCUUGACCGAAGAGGAGGAUUUCUUGAGUGUCCACAGCUUUGGCAGCUUUGAUGAGGACGCCCACGCCGGGCUCCCAUCUCCUCCCACCUCCACCUUCUCGGACUCGGGCUCCUGCUGCUCUAGCAAGAAGAAGACUCACCGCAAGAUGAAGCGCACCGGAUCUACCGACAGUGACUUUACCUACCAAGAAAUGACCGACGCCGAAGGUCAAAUGAACCAUCAGGCCGAGGGUCAGUCUUCGUCAGCCUCUCAGCAGCACAGCUCUGUUGACGACAACGGCGCCACCGUGAACGCCGACGGCUCUUCACAACAGGCCCCAGCGAACCGUCGAGGCCGCAAGCAGUCCUUAACCGAGGACCCCUCCAAGACUUUCGUCUGCACACUCUGCUCUCGCCGCUUCCGCCGCCAGGAACAUCUCAAGCGUCACUACCGCUCUCUCCACACUCAAGACAAGCCAUUCGAGUGCAACGAGUGUGGCAAGAAGUUCUCUCGCUCAGAUAAUCUUGCUCAGCAUGCCCGUACUCACGGCAGUGGAGCGAUCGUCAUGGGUGUUCUCGAGAACGGAGAGCUCCAACCUCACCAACCAUACGACGAAGAGAUGGGCCAUGUCCUAUUCGAGGCCGCUCAACGCGCCGCCCUUGCAUCUUCUUCCAGCAGCAACGCAUCUGACUCGUCGUCGUCUGAAGGCAGCAAGCGUGCACUCAAGAAGAGAAAGCGAGAUGAAUCCCUGUAA
Messenger RNA from Exophiala spinifera, 1677 nucleotides. RefSeq lists its product as uncharacterized. Bases 1 to 1677 code for a protein of 558 amino acids. NCBI's taxonomy places the organism in Eukaryota, Fungi, Ascomycota, Eurotiomycetes, Chaetothyriales, Herpotrichiellaceae. The record is from RefSeq and is a predicted model, not a curated record. The transcript is spliced from 2 exons. Gene Ontology annotation, biological process: regulation of transcription by RNA polymerase II. Gene Ontology annotation, molecular function: DNA-binding transcription factor activity, RNA polymerase II-specific; RNA polymerase II cis-regulatory region sequence-specific DNA binding.